ACAACAACAAAAAAAUUAAAUUUGACUGUUGAACAAAAAGGAAGUAAAAUUAAACAAAGUCUGUAUGAGACGAUGUUAUGGGAGGACGAAAAUUGACUGAGCACGUAUGAAUGUUUCCCCCAUUUUUUAAAGUUGUGAAUUGUAAACCGGAUAUAAGGGGUGCAAAAUAAAAAAUAAGAUCCUGAACAAAAGUGAAAUGUGAGAAAAGAAGGUGCCGAGUAGGGAAAUAAUAAUUCGGAUGGAGGAGGGAGCUACGUGUAUUUUGCCGCAGAAAAUGCGAGUAUACCGCCGCGGCAUGAGUUUUAUAAAACGGGGAACCCCCAAGGUGUGUUCUUAUAAUUUUAUAUCCGAUUUAACUUGAAUGGUAUCAUUGGCUGUCUGCUUGAGUCAAGUGAAGAUCAAAAUUAACAAUGAGUUCUGAAAUGCUUCGAGCAGGAGGGCUUAUUAUAUUUAGAAGACUCCAAAUAGGAAUUGAAUACUUACUGCUCCAAACAUCAUAUGGAAAACAUCACUGGACACCACCCAAAGGCCAUCUGGACCCAGGAGAGGAUUACCGUAUCGCAGCUUUGAGAGAGACGGAGGAAGAAGCGGGCUAUACCAGUGAUCAACUCACAGUUACAGACUUCAAGAGCACUCUCAAUUAUGUUGUGAGGAAUAGACCAAAGGAGGUUGUCUAUUGGCUAGCUGAGCUGAAGGAUCCAAAUGCAGGGGUGAAAUUGUCCAAUGAGCAUCAGGAUUUCAAGUGGUGCGACUUGGAGGAAGCUAUUCGGCUGUCAGGAUACAGCGAUAUGGAAAAGGUGUUACGUGAUGCACAUAAACAUUUACAAAGCUGAUGUGCAUACCAGCCAAGCCAGAUAUGGUCUUGAAAUUAAAGAAAAUUUAUCUUUGGACAUCAUGGAGGUUUACAAAUUGAGUGGAUAUCCAUACCAUAAAUUGUAUAUUGAUCACUGUAAUGUUAUGAUUGGCAGGCCUGCUUCCGUCAUGUGGUUUCCACUGAAAGUGUUCAAAAUGUAUGCACUGGGAGUAGGAGGGAAGUUUUUUUUAAAGUAUAUGGUUCUUCCAAACUAGAAGACCAUAACUGGUCUUUAUCCCAUAUUUCAAGUGUCUAGGGUGCCAAGUUCAUCUAUUGCACAUGACUCAUGUGUUUCAGGUGCAGUUGAGAAAAAAGAAGAACAAAUAAAUAAUUUUUAAAAUGUGAUAUAUAAUGUUUGUAUAAACUGGUUGGGGAUGCAUUAAACUUGUCAAAGUAA
Molecule: messenger RNA, 1250 nt
Organism: Strongylocentrotus purpuratus (purple sea urchin)
Lineage: Eukaryota; Metazoa; Echinodermata; Echinoidea; Camarodonta; Strongylocentrotidae
Product: bis(5'-nucleosyl)-tetraphosphatase [asymmetrical]
Exons: 2
Coding region: 411-833 (140 amino acids)
Biological process (GO): ATP biosynthetic process; AMP biosynthetic process
Molecular function (GO): bis(5'-nucleosyl)-tetraphosphatase (asymmetrical) activity
Source: RefSeq, a predicted model, not a curated record